AUGCUGGCAGCAUGUGUCCCUCUUUAUACAGCAGCUAUACAACUGCUGCCUCCGGCUCUGCCACUUCCCACGAGCCUGGAAACUGGCAGAGGUGGCAAUGAUACCCAAGGUGGGCGACUGGCCUACACGGCACUCAUUCACGGCAUAGUCAGCCCACAGCAUGGGGGGGCGCUGCCCAGACGAUCUGCAAUGGACCUGGUAGCUGCUUUCACUCAUGAGGUGGAGGCAGCCUUCGCACAAAACAAAGAAGUGUCCAUGGUCACAAUGGAUGUGCAGGGUGCCUUUGAUGCUGUGCUGCGCAGGCGGCUGCUUCAGCGGAUGGCGCAACAGGGGUGGCCACGCGAGCUGCAGCAGCUCAUUGACAGUUUCCUCACUGAACGCAGAGCUCAGGUCCGGCUGGAGGGGACCACCACAGCAGCACAUCAGAUGCAAUGUGGCACGCCACAGGGGUCUCCUUUGUCACCAAUACUGUUCCUUCUGUACCUGGCAGAGCUGCAGUGGCAAAACUCGGAGUUGCGCUUUGGCUAUGCGGAUGAUCUGAACAUCUGGCGGGCGACCCACUCACUUGACAACAAUGCCACCCUUCUCAGACAGGAUAUACAGAGUAUUCUGAGGUGGGGGGAGAUAAACAAGGUGGCCUUCGCACCAGAGAAACUUGAGAUGAUCCAUCUUACAAGAAAGCGACACAAUGAGGCACCAGCAGUAGUUGUGUCUGAGGACCUCACUGUUCACCCUGUUACUGCCCCAGCUGGACAGGAGCCAGCACUUCGCUGGCUGGGUGUACACUUCGACAGAAGGCUCACCUGGAGACCACAUGUCUCCACCCGGGCAAAGAAGGCAAGGGCCGUAGCCCAGCACAUCCGGAGUCUGGGAAAGACCAGAGACGGGCCCCCAGCAGACGCUCUGCGGAAGGCGGUCACCACCUGCGUGGUUCCCUCACUGCUCUAUGGCACAGAGGCCUGGUACGGCGGCCGCACGCAGCCAGCAAGGCACACGGGCAGGAGUGGGGAGAGGGGUCCUCCCAGUUUUCCGUACAACGCCCAUCGCUACCCUAUACCGGGAUGCUGGGCUCCCAUCAGCAAUGGUAGCUCUGGAGGAGGCCAAAAUUCGAUUCGCGACAAGGCUUCAGGUGGUGGAUGA
Molecule: messenger RNA, 1140 nt
Organism: Histoplasma mississippiense
Lineage: Eukaryota; Fungi; Ascomycota; Eurotiomycetes; Onygenales; Ajellomycetaceae
Exons: 3
Coding region: 1-1140 (379 amino acids)
Source: RefSeq, a predicted model, not a curated record